Microthlaspi erraticum is the source of this 702-nucleotide messenger RNA. NCBI's taxonomy places the organism in Eukaryota, Viridiplantae, Streptophyta, Magnoliopsida, Brassicales, Brassicaceae. The record is from the annotation of a GenBank genome assembly.
AUGCAGUUAAAGCAUUGCUUCCUUUACCUAGCCCAUUUCCCUGAAGACUAUCAAGAUAAAUCUGGAGCAAUUGUUCUUUUGUGGGCUGCAGAGGGAAUAAUAACUUUAGUUGUGAUGGAGAAACAAUUCAAAAAAAGUGGAGAAGACUACCUAGAAGAGCUAGUGAGAAGAAAUAUGGUUAUUGCUGGAAAAGACUAUUCGAGUAUUGGUAGUAGGUAUUAUUGUCAAAUGCAUGACAUGAUGAGAGAAAUAUGCUUAUCUAAAGCCAAAGAAGAGAACUUUCUUCAGGUCAUGGAGGUCCCUACUUCCACCUCUACUAUCAAUGCUCAAACUCUAGUAGAUCUCGAAGACUCGUUGUACAUAAUGUGGUUUAUCAAGGGGCCGUUCUGGAUUUCUUCAUCUAAAGGAUUAAUGUUGGCCAUACAUAUGCCAAGGUUUCCUGAUCAAUAUCGAUUCCCUCCCAACCUUGCACACAUACGUCUACAAGAUUGCAGGAUGGAGGAGGAUCCAAUGCCGAUUCUGGAAAAGUUGCUUCAUUUAAAGUCGGUUGUUAUUAUCUUGGUUUCGUCGGGAGGAGAAUGGUGUGCUCAAAAGGUGGAUUUCCCAGUUAUGUUCUCUAGAAAUCUCCAAGCAAAAAGAGUUGGAAGAGUGGAUCGUAGAAGAAGGGUCAAUGCCAUGUCUUCGUUCUUUGGUAAUAGAUGA